GUUUAUAAUACGCGACGCCGAUGAGAUAAUAAGUACUGCUUUAUUUUAUUUGUAAUUUCAUUUAAUUAUUUCAAUUACAAUAUUUAUAAAUUAUUUAAUCACAUCAUUUGUGUAAACAUAUUUUCGUCAUAGAAAUAUAAUUAAUUAUAUUUAUUAAUUUCACUUUAAACUUCGAGUGUAAUCGACAAUGAUCGUAAUCUGAUUUCGAGAUAAGCAAUCGGAAGCGAGAAGGGAAUAGAGAAGAUUGUGGAGAGAACAAAGCCCGCAUAGCUUCGGAAGGAUCCUUCUUAGUUCAACGAUUGUUGUUGUGUAGGACGAGUAAUCUGAAAAAGUGUUUUCAAAAUAAAAAUUUUACAUUUGAUAUUUUCAUUCUCUUCAACUAUAAUACAUUAUUUAUAUUUUUAAAUAAUGGCUGACUAUUUUGAGUCUGAAACAGAUGAAAGUGAGCAAGAGGAGAUGCACGAAAAUAAUGAUGAAGGAAUAAACCGUCGAAGGAAAGGUAAAUUGAAAAGGGCAUUUGAAGACAGUGAGGAGGAAGAAGAAGAUGACGAGGAGAAAUUGCGACAUGAGAUGCAAGACUUAAUUGACGAUAAUCAUUUUGAAGAAAGUGAAGGUGAAGAUAGUGAUAUAUCUGACAAUCCGAGAAAGAGGAAAAAAAGUGAUGAUGAAGAUUUCGAUGAUAGGCUUGAAGAUGAUGAUUACGAUCUUAUUGAAGAGAAUCUUGGUAUCACUGUGGAAAGGAAACGUUUUAGAAGAUUGAAACGAAUGAAAGUUGUGGAAUCAGAUGACAAUGAAGAACAAAGGGUCAGUGAAGAAAGAGAAGCAAUAGCCAAUGAGCUUUUUGAAGAAGGUUCAGGAGAUGAAAAUAAAAGGAGGAGUGAAAGAAACCAUAGAAAAGAACCUGAGGUACUCGAAGUAGAAGAAAGUGAAGGAGAAUAUUCAGAUUCGGAUGAUUUUAUUGUGGACGAUGACGGUCGACCAGUAGCUGAAAGAAGACGGAAAAAGAGAGCAAUGUUUUCUGAUAUUGCUCUUCAAGAGGCUCAGGAUAUUUUUGGCGUUGAUUUUGAUUAUGAUGAGUUUGAGCAAUAUGAAGAUGAAGAUUAUGAAGAAGAGGAAGAUCAAUAUGUCGGAGAAGAGAGCCAAAAAUCACAACGGCCAAAGAAACAACUCAAAAAAAAUACCACAAGAAAAAGCAUUUUUGACAUUUACGAACCAAGUGAGCUAAGACGAGGACAUUUUACGGAUAUAGAUAAUGAAAUUCGUAAUACUGAUAUUCCAGAAAGAAUGCAAUUACGUUCAACGCCAAUCAUUCCAGUCCUUGAAGGUUCUGAUGAAUUAGAUGACGAAGCAGAAUGGAUUUACCAACAAGCAUUUUGUCGUUCAAAGAUUUGUUCACAAGACUCUUUCGACGAUGAAGUAAAUAAUCAAUCUCAAAAAGGCCCUCAGACCGUAGCCAAAAUUAAAAAAGCAUUAGAUUUUAUGAGAAAUCAAAAUUUCGAAGUACCAUUUAUUUCAUUUUAUAGAAAAGAGUAUGUUAAUCCGGAAUUAAACAUUAAUGAUCUGUGGAAAGUAUAUAAAUUUGAUGCAAAAUGGUGUCAAUUGAAGCAGAGAAAAGAAAAUUUACUUUCCUUAUUUGAAAAAAUGAGAAGUUUCCAAUUAGACGAGAUUUUGAAAAAUCCUGACGCACCUUUACCAGAUAGUAUUCGAGUUAUUAAAGAGGAUGAUAUAGACCGAGUAAAAAAUAUACAAACUGAAGAAGAAUUAAAAGACGUACACAAUCAUUUUAGGCUUUAUUAUAGCCAUGAAAUUCCAGGUUUGCAAGAAGCUAUUAGAAAAAAAGAAAAAGAGGCUCGGAAACAAGAGAAAAUUCAAAAAAGAAGACAGCAAUUAUUGGAAGCUGAAGAAAAUGGAGAGGAAGUUGAUUUUAUGGAAGAUGUUGAUCUGGAAGAAGAUGAAUCUCAUGAAACUCUGAAACAAGCUGUGAGAACUGGGCCUUAUACUAUUUGUAGAAAAGCUGGUUUAGAUUCCUUUGCCAAGAAAUUUGGUUUAACUCCUGAGGAUUUUGCUGAAAAUCUUCGUGAUAAUUAUCAGCGACACGAAGUAGAUCAAGAGCCUAUUGAUCCUCUCACGUUGGCUCAAAGUUUCAUUGGAAAACAAUUAAAAACUCCAGAAGAAAUCUUAAAAGCAGUUCAGCAAAUGGUAGCUAUGCAAUUAGCUCGUGAACCUCUUGUGAGAAAAUGUAUGAGAGAAAUGUACAUGGAACGAGCAAAAUUAUCAGUAAAACCUACAAAGAAAGGAAUGAAAGAAAUUGAUGAGAAUCAUUCUAUUUAUACUAUGAAAUAUUUAAAAGAUAAACCAAUUCGUGAAUUUCAACAAGAUCAGUUUCUUAAACUGGCCAUGGCUGAAGAGGAUAAAUUGAUCACAAUAAUAUUAAGUGAUGUAAUCGAAGGACAUACUAGCAACAAUUACAUUGAGGAGAUAAAACAGUUAUAUAUUAGGGACGAAUUCAGCAAAAAUGUACAAGACUGGAAUAAUUUAAGAAUUGCAAGUCUAGAAAUGGCGAUAAACAAAAUGAUUAUUCCAAAUUUAAAGAAAGAAUUAAAAUCUAGUCUUAUUGCUGAAGCUAAAGAGUAUGUGAUGCAAAUAUGUUGUAGAAAAAUGUUUGAUUGGAUUAAAAUAGCUCCGUUUUCAGUCGAGUUUCCUGAGGAAGUGGACGCAGAAUGGAAUACUAGUAAAGGUAUCCGUGUGAUGGCGAUUUCAUAUGUUCCAGACUAUACUCAAGCAGCAUUUACGUGCAUUAUUGCUCCUGAUAAAGAAUGCACUGAUUUUUUGAAGUUACCUCACUUAUUAAAAAGGAAGAACAGCUUUAGAGAACAUGAAAAAGCUAUGAAAGAAGUUGACUUAUUAGCCAUAAAGAAUUUUAUCUUAGAAAAGAAGCCACAUGUUAUCGUUGUCGGUGGAGAGUCCAAAGAAGCAUUAAUUAUAGUUGAUGAAAUUAAAGAAUGUCUCUCAGAACUUGCUAGUGAGGAACAGUUCCCUCUUAUUCAGGUAGAAAUAAUCGAUAAUGAUUUAGCGAAGGUUUAUGCUAAUAGCAGUAGAGGAAUAUCAGAGUUCAAAGAUUAUCCUGAACUUCUGCGGCAAGCUAUUUCUCUAGCUCGACGAUUUCAAGAUCCUCUUCUAGAAUUUUCACAACUAUGCACACCUGAUAAUGAGAUUUUGUGUCUUAAAUUCCAUCCUCUUCAAGAUCAGUUACCAAAAGAUGAAUUGUUGGAAAAUCUUUACAUAGAAUUUAUUAACAGAGUCAAUGAAGUAGGAGUAGAUCUCAACAAAGCAGUUCAACAACCAUAUGCAAGCAAUCUUCUCCAAUUUGUCUGUGGUUUAGGGCCAAGAAAAAGCCAAACUUUAAUAAAAGUACUUAAACAAACAAAUCAGAGGCUUGAAAAUCGAACUCAACUAGUCACAAUUUGUCAUAUGGGUCCAAAAGUUUUCAUAAAUUGCGCUGGGUUUAUCAAGAUUGACACCAACAGUCUCGGAGAUAGUACUGAAGCUUAUGUUGAAGUGUUAGAUGGCUCGAGAGUUCAUCCUGAAACGUAUGAAUGGGCUAGAAAGAUGGCUGUAGACGCUUUAGAAUAUGAUGAUGAAGAUGGCAAUCCUGCUGGAGCUUUAGAAGAAAUUUUAGAAACUCCAGAAAAAUUAAAAGACUUGGAUUUAGAUGCAUUUGCUGAGGAAUUAGAGAGACAAGGCUUUGGUAAUAAAUCUAUUACAUUAUAUGAUAUCAGAGCUGAGUUAACUGAACGCUAUAAAGAACUUAGAACUAUUUACGAAACUCCUACUCCAGAAAAAUUGUUUGAUAUUUUGACAAAAGAAAGUACGGAAACUUUCUAUAUUGGAAAAUUAAUUUUAGCCGAAGUUAUUAGCAUCAACUAUCGAACACCAGAUAGAGAACAAUUAGAUCAAGCUAAUCCCGUAAAAAAUGAUGAGUCUGGACUAUGGCAAUGUCCAUUUUGUUUGAAAAAAGAUUUUCCUGAAUUGUCUGAAGUCUGGAAUCAUUUUGAUGCUGGAACUUGUCCUGGCAAAGCUACUGGUAUUAGACUUCGUUUAGAUAAUGGAGUUUCUGGAUACAUCCAUAUAAAAAAUUUGUCUGAUAAACAUGUAAAAAAUCCUGAAGAAAGAGUUACAGUCGGUCAAAGUAUUCAUUGUCGUAUUAUUAAAAUUGAUGUUGAACGAUUUAGUGUUGAAUGUACUAGUAAAAGCAGUGAUCUUGCUGAUAAAGAACAUAAAUGGAGACCUACUAAAGAUUCAUUUUAUGAUACAGAAGAGGAACAGAAAGAUAUUAAACGAGAAGAAGAUAUCAAGAAAAUUAAACAAAGGCAGACUUAUGUAAAACGUGUUAUUGUACAUCCUUCUUUCUAUAAUAUUAGUUUUGGAGAAGCAGAAAAACGCAUGAAAACUAUGAAACUCGGAGAAGUAAUCAUAAGACCUAGUAGUAAAGGUUCAGACCACCUUACUGUUACAUGGAAAGUAACUGAAGGUAUUCAUCAACACAUUGAUAUAAGAGAAGAAGGCAAAGCAAAUGCUUUCUCUUUAGGUCAAAGCUUAUGGAUCGGUAAUGAAGAAUUUGAAGACCUGGAUGAAGUUAUUGCGAGAUACGUGAAUCCCAUGGCUGCUUAUGUCUCCGAGUUGCUUGACUACAAAUAUUAUGAAACCGAUGUGAAUGGGAUAAAAGAUAAAGCUGAAGAGCUUUUAAAUGAAAAAAAGAAACAAAAUCCUGGAGGAAUCCCGUAUAUCUUUUCUGCUGCAAAAGAUUAUCCAGGAAAGUUUCUCCUUUCCUAUCUUCCUCGACUUGAAUGUCUACAUGAAUAUAUUUCGGUGGUGCCAGAAGGAUUUAAAUAUCGUGGACAAAUAUUUACUCGUUUUGACAGCUUGGUAAAAUGGUUUAAAGAACAUUUUCGAGAUCCAAUUCCAAUCCAGACUCCCAAAAUUCAACAAUCUGAAAUGGAAGAUAUAAACUCAAAUAUAAUUCAGAGUAUGGAUCAAAAACUUUCUUAUCAUUAUCCUCCUGACACACCAGGAAUAUCGGGAGCUUUUGAAUAUGAAAAUACAACCUCAAAUUCAAAUACUCCGUACACUCCUUCAGCUCAAACUCCAUAUAUGACACCAUAUGAGGCUUCACCGCAUACUCCAUAUAAUUCUGAUGAUAACUCUAGGUACCAAAAGAAAUUUCGUGGUCGCGGUCGUGGACGAGUAUCGAAUCCCAGAGGUCGUGGCAGAGGACGUAGCAAUAUACAGAAUAAAAGAGAUUGGAAUAACUCGGCUAAUAAUGCUUGGUCUACAGGUCAUACAACUACUUCUAAUGAUUGGAAAAACUCUAUCAAUGAUGCUUGGCCAACAGGCAAUACAAUUAAUUCAAAUGCUGAUGAUGCUUGGCCUACAGGUGAUUCGGCUGGUUCGAAUGACUGGAAAAAAUCUGCUGAUGAUGCUUGGUCUACAGGUCAUACAACUACUUCUAAUGAUUGGAAAAAUUCUGCUGAUGAUACAUGGUCUACAAGCAGUACAUCUAGUAGCCGCUAUCGUGAUCGAGAUAAGGGUUGUGGUCGUGGUCGAUCAUCAAAUUUCAGAGGACGUGGUAGAGAACGUGGCAGAGGACGCGGCAGAGAACAAGACAGGGGACGUGGUAGAGGACGUGGCAAUACGCGAAAUAAAACAAAUUGGAAUAACUCGGCUGGUGAUGCUUGGCCCACAAGCAGUGCUACAAAUUCGAACGCCGAUGACUCUUGGCCUACAGGAAAUACAAUUUAUUCGAAUAUUGAUGAUGCUUGGCCUACGGGUGAUACAGCUACUUCUAAUAAUUGGAAGAAUUCUGCCAAUGAUGACUGGCCUACUGGCGAUCCAGUUGGUUCUAAUGAUUGGAAAAAUUCUACCAAUGAUAUUUGGCCAACAGGCAAUACAAUUAAUUCAAAUGCUGAUGAUGCUUGGCCUACAGGUGAAACGGCUAAUUCGAAUGAUUGGAAGAACUCUUCCAGUGAUGAUUGGCCUACUGGAAAUUCGACUACUCCAAAAGACCCAUAUAAUAGUCCGAUAUAUAAUGAUCCAAGAAGACCUCAAAGAUACGGAAAUGAAAGAAGUCGAUCAAAUAAUCGAAAUCGUUAUUCAGGAAGAUCACCAAGCGACACACCAAAUACGAAUUCUAGUCCUCAGAGUAUGUUGCUUGGUAAUGACACUCCUCUCUAUGAUGAGAAAUAAUAUUCUAAAGUUGGUACAAUAAUUUCUUCAAGUUCUUUUAUUUCAAUGUAUCUUUUUUUUUAAUAAAUUUAAUAUUUUGAAAAUUUUUGUAAGAAAAUAAAUAGUAUUUGAUAAGUGAAAUAUACAUAAUGUAAGAUAUUUUCAUAUUUGCAUUUAAAAUGAAACUUUAAAAGAAUGAAACAUAUACAUUUAAGUGUUACAAGUGCAUAUGACAAAUUAUUAAAAUUGUUCACUAUUCUCACGUGGUGAGUUUUUAUAAAAAUAAAAAUGUACUUUCUCCUUAUUA
Molecule: messenger RNA, 6529 nt
Organism: Chelonus insularis
Lineage: Eukaryota; Metazoa; Arthropoda; Insecta; Hymenoptera; Braconidae
Product: transcription elongation factor SPT6-like
Exons: 7
Coding region: 409-6243 (1944 amino acids)
Biological process (GO): nucleosome organization; transcription elongation-coupled chromatin remodeling; transcription elongation by RNA polymerase II
Cellular component (GO): transcription elongation factor complex
Molecular function (GO): DNA binding; histone binding; nucleosome binding
Source: RefSeq, a predicted model, not a curated record